Messenger RNA from Cornus florida, 3405 nucleotides. RefSeq lists its product as uncharacterized. Gene Ontology annotation, molecular function: chromatin binding. Lineage: Eukaryota; Viridiplantae; Streptophyta; Magnoliopsida; Cornales; Cornaceae. The coding region runs from base 448 to 3021 and encodes 857 amino acids. The transcript is spliced from 8 exons. The record is from RefSeq and is a predicted model, not a curated record.
AUGAUAAGUUAAUAAAAAAAAAAAAAAUAGAACAAAAUAAAAUUGGGAAUAUGCAAAAAAAAAAAAACUAUAAUGGCAUUAUUGGAAAUAAAAACUUUUAUCAAUGGUAAGGGUGAGAAACAGCGUAAAAGUUGCACAGCCAGAGAGUGCAACCCUCGUUAUCGUAACGUAGUAGGAAAAAAAAAGCCCCUCUCUCUCUCUAAAAAACGCUCUCUCUCUCUCUACGUCCCUCUGCUCUGUUUGCCCAAACCCCUACUCUCACAAGUCACAAGUCCUCGCCAUAUAUCUCACUAAUCACUUAUACACAAAGCUCUUUCUCUUCAAUUACGCGCCAAAAAGGUUUCCCGGGGUCACUCUGUUUUUUCCAGGUAUUGUUCUUCAGAAUUCGGCGAGACAACGGCAUUUAUGGAAUUCUUUUGGUGAGAGACAGUUAGGGUUCGUUCCGAGAUGGAACCAACGGACGAAAUCGGUGGCACUGAUCCAUCGGAGGCGAGAUCGGAAGGUUUAGCUGUGCUAAUCGGCGAAAAGAGACCGGCGAAGAACAGAGAGGACAAUGAAUUUUGCGUUCCGUCACCGAAGAAGGCGAGGAAUGGAGGACAAUUGGUUGGUACUAUGAAGAAGGUGGCGGAAAUGGUAUUGGUGUUGGCGUCGAUGGGGAAGAUGAGGGCAGGGAGGAGUCCUACGGCGGUGGAAAAGGAGAUGAUGGUUGAGGCGAGGGGGAAGUUGGCGGAGGUGUGUGAAGGUUUUGCUCCUAAGGAAGUUUUUCCGAGGGAUGCCUUUGGUGCCGUUAUUGAGGAUAUUGGACUCAAUAAGUUGAAAGAACAGAUGUCAGGGUUUCGCCCUCCUAAGGUAUCAAUUAGUGAGAAGUUGCUGCUCACCAAACAAAAGAUGGAAAAGUCUGAGGAAUUUUCUUUACAUUCUACUGCAUCUUCAUCUCAGCGGUUGCAAAGAAACUCAGAUGCAGCAGCUGAAAGCCGUGGGACAUCACAUACUUCUCGAAUGUUUCCAUCAGAUAAACCAAGUCAUCCAUUGAUUUCUUCUGGAGGUUUCCAACCUGCUUCACCUUUAGCUCAUGUUUCUGCAGCAAAAUCUACAUCUUUACCAUAUCAGUUGCCUGCCAGCGAAAUAAGAUCACCUGUUAUAUCAAGUGGAUUGCCUUCCAGUCAUUUAGGAAGGGAUUCUUUGUCGUUAGCAUUGCCUAGUGUUGAGAGAGUGCAUUUUAGAUUGGACGGAAGAUCAAAUGGUUCUUCAUAUACAUCCCAAGUUCAAGCAAAUUCUUCAGGAAGAACUCCAACUUGGUCUCUGCAACACCAAUCUGCCACAUUUGAUAAAAUUGGACCAGAUAAUAAGGUGCCAGCUCAUACUCCUGUUAAGUUUGAUGGACCUACUGAUUUGAGCGCAUCACGGGUGGCCCCUCAUGUAACGGCAUCUAAACCAUUUAUCUCUCAGACUGCAUCAGGAAAUCUACCGAGCAUACAUCAGCAUUUACAGGGCAUGAACUUCGUUCAAGGUCCUUCACUUUACAAUAGCCACAAUGAAAUUGGCAAAAUUGUUCAGAAAUUGUUACAACCACAGCUUGCCGAACAGCCCACAUGGACUCCUCCUUCGAGGGAUUACAUGAAUAAGGCUUUAACUUGCCAAGUGUGCAAGCUUAUCGUUAAUGAGGUGGAAAAUGUACUUCUAUGUGAUGCUUGUGAUAAAGGUUUUCACCUAAAAUGUCUUCAAAUUUACAAUCAAAAAGGGAUUCCUAGAGGUGAGUGGCACUGCCAGAAGUGUCUGACGUUAAGCAAUGGGAAGCCUUUGCCCCCUAAAUAUGGUCGUGUCAUGAGAAAUAUGAAUGCACCAAAAGUUUCUUCUGACAAUCCUACUAUACAGUCAUCUCCUGAUAAUAAAGUGGGAUUCUUUGAUCAGCAGAUCAAUCAGCAGAAGAUAACAGCGAAUGGAAACUCUAAUUUGCAAAGUGCUACUGUUACCAUGGGCAAUAAACAUAACAAUUCAGCAUCCGAUUCAAAUAUUCUGAAUGCAAGAGAAAUGCAAGGGGAUGAUGUUUCAUCAAGUAGAGUAAUAAUGGAUGAUAAGCGUGGAUCAGGACCUUGUCCAAAUGAUGUAAUGAAUAAUUUAGAUGGAGCUCAUGAUUCUCCUGCUGGCUCAUCAUUGGGAAGAUCAUUUGAAGUGGAUACGGUUUCUAAAUCAAAACCACAUCCUCCUGUGCAAUUGUCAGAGAAAGUUAUAAAUUCUCAUGACGACUCACAAGCCUCCCACAAUUCUCAAUAUAAUGUACAAACAGAGCUGCCAAACAGUGCUGAUAUUCCAUCAGAGCAAUGUCAUGACAAUGGCCUUAUGGUUAAAGAUACGAAGAAUUCCUGUAGUACAGAAACUUUUGACUGCGAUUCAAAUUGUGAAAUGAAGCAAGUUGCACGAGCUAAUUCUGUUGAAGUUUCUGGAAGCAGUAUUGGGGCUCAAAAGCAUGUUAGGUCCUUAGCAGAUGGUUUGCGUGCUGUUGAUUGGACUGGUGAUGUACUAAACGUCGUGGAUGAGAAGACAUAUUACCAGUCUUGUUGUGUCAAUGGAGUAGUAUAUCAAGUGCGGGAUCAUGCUCUUUUUCGUUCUAAUGAUGGCAAAUUGAUGCCUCAUAAGAUUCAGGCCAUGUGGGAGGAUAGCAAAACUAGAUCAAAGUGGGUUAUCGCCAAUAGAUGCUACUUUCCUGGUAACUUGCCAAAGGUUGUUGGCCACCCCUUUACUCCGGAAAGCAAUGAGGUCUAUGAGUCUGAUCAUGAUAGUACCACAAUGGCUGGCUUGAUUCAAGGCCCAUGUGAAGUUCUUCCUCCAGGCAAAUUUGUUGAAGAAAGUGAAAGGAGAACUCGUUUAGGGAAGGGGGAAAAUAAUGGUCUACGGCCGCUUUUCCUAUGCAAGUGCGUCACUUUUCUUCCUCCAUCCAUUCCAAAUGGUUUUAUGAUGAAUCAAAAGGACUAUUUCGAGAUGUUUCAAGUUAGUUGCAAUCAGACAUACACUUUUAGCUGACUUAUAUCCAGGCUCUCAUGCAGCAAGUUCAUGGAUCUCCCUUUGAUCAGGUUGCGCAGCGGUGGGACAUUGGACAAUUGAUCAAGGGGAUUUCCUCCAAUGCUCAUUUCAUGUACAAUAUGUGGCUUUAGCUUAGUCUGUAAUCCUGUAUCACAUUCUUGAUUGUAAUUUAAGUGGAAUUUUUUCUUGCCCAUUUUUUGGUGCCCCAAGACUACCCAAUAGAAUAUGAAUCAUGUUAAUCAUAUCAGCUUGCUCAAUGUUUAAGUUUAUUCGUUAGAUACAAAACGUUUUUAUUUUUCAGAUGUUGAUUAGGCCUUGCUUUUUGUGCUUCUGAUUUCUAAAUGUUGAUAAAAUUGAAGGGGAAAGUGGUCAUUCUGUAUGUAA